Eufriesea mexicana is the source of this 555-nucleotide messenger RNA. Its product is annotated as odorant receptor 13a-like. Gene Ontology annotation, cellular component: plasma membrane. Gene Ontology annotation, biological process: detection of chemical stimulus involved in sensory perception of smell; sensory perception of smell. Gene Ontology annotation, molecular function: odorant binding; olfactory receptor activity. The record is from RefSeq and is a predicted model, not a curated record. NCBI's taxonomy places the organism in Eukaryota, Metazoa, Arthropoda, Insecta, Hymenoptera, Apidae. The transcript has 3 exons. Bases 1 to 555 code for a protein of 184 amino acids.
AUGUGCAAUGGUAGCGAGAAAUGCAUCGAAACUGCAAAUAAACCAUCGUACACCACGAAUAAAUACAUGAAGCUAAGAAAUUACAUACAACAGCAUCAGGCGUUGAUUAAAUUUUGCAAAAGACUAGAGGAUGUAUUCAGCUCAAUUGUGCUUGGACAAGUGUUACUGUUCAGCUUAAUAAUCUGCCUCGAUGGAUACUUGGUGCUCAUGGAAAGCGCUCCACGUUCGAGGCGUAUUAUUUUCGCGUUUCACAUAUCCAGCUGCAUGUACCAAUUGCUAAUGUUCACCUACAAUUGCGAUUGUUUGAUAAGAGACAGUAAGGACGUGGCCACCGCUGUGUAUACAAGCGCGUGGUCGCUGUUACCAAUGGACAAGUAUGGAAGAAUGUUAAGAAGGGACUUGACACUCGUGGUUAUGAGAUCUCAAAAACCUUGCCGUUUGACAGCAAAUGGAUUCUUUGUUGUGUCUUUAGAAACGUAUACUAAUAUUUUGAGUACAGCGGUAUCGUACUUCACAUUGUUGACGAACACUACUGGGAAUGCGCAACUGAAGUGA